Messenger RNA from Linum trigynum, 2832 nucleotides. The record is from the annotation of a GenBank genome assembly. NCBI's taxonomy places the organism in Eukaryota, Viridiplantae, Streptophyta, Magnoliopsida, Malpighiales, Linaceae.
UUACAAGAGCAUCAUAAUCCUUCACUAAUCUAUAGCUAUAGCUAAACAAACGCCACAGAAAUUAAUGGCGCUGCCUCCAGGAAAACCAGAGGUGAUCUCCAGAGAGAUGGUUAGACCAUCUACUGCAACCCCAGACCGCCACAGAAUUCACCACCUUUCCUUCUUCGACCAGUUGUUUCCUUCAAUUUACGUCCCUCUUCUCUACUUCUACCUCAACCACGAAACCCGCAAUAGCAUUGCAGCUGAUGUUGUCCGCGACAAUAAAACCCGCGUCCUCAAACUGUCCCUCUCGGAAGCACUGUCCACGUACUACCCGCUAGCAGGGAGGAUGGGAGACGACGAUCCCUUGACAGUUCACUGCAACGACGAAGGGGCUCUCUUCCUGCAAGCGCGGACAAACUCGGAGCUGCAUGCAGCACUGAACCAUCCAGAUGCAGGCGUUCGAGACGAGUUCCGAAAGCUCUUGUUCCCCGAUGAUCUUUGCUACAAAAGCACGAGCUGUAGUCGUCCCCUGGCUGUUCAGGUCACUAGCUUUGAGUGUGGAGGGAUUGCACUAGGCAUCUGCGUGUCUCAUAAGUUCCUAGACAUGUUCAGCUUCUGCUCCUUCAUCAGCUAUUGGGCUGCAAUAGCUGCUGCCAGCAGUUUGGGACACAGCAACAUCAAGCUGCAUCCUCUGGAAUUCACUCUGGCUACUCUGUAUCCACCGUUUGACUUACCACCACCAGUGAACAAGACCGUCGUCAAGAAGCCUCGGAAGGAUGUCAGAUACGUCGUUAACCGGUUUGUCUUCGGUGCUUCCUCGAUCGCGAAGCUGAAAGCUAUUGUGGGGAUCGGCAGAGUCGAGAAUCCCACAAGGGUUGAGCUGGUUUUGGCACUGCUUUGUUCUUGUGCCAUAUCUGCAGCCUCCUCAUCCAAAGGUCGUGGUGUUGUGUUGAUCCAAGCUGUGAACUUGCGCCGUAGAAUGAUGUCUCCACCCCCACCUGCUCGUUCCGUGGGGAAUCUGUCUUCGGUUUUUGCAAUGUCGAUUGCGGAUGACAUGGUGGAGGAUCUGGCUCUGUUUGUCAGCAUGUUGAGGAGGGCGAAAACCGGGUAUUUCAGCUCCUGCGCCGCGGAAUCUGUUGGGAUCAAUCGGUUCCUCGAUUUCAUCAUGAAGACAGUGAAAGAGUACAGGGAUGCGAGUAAAGAGGAGGAGGCGGCUGCUGCAAAGGUGUACCCGUGCUCCAGCUGGUGCGGAUUCCCGCUAUACGAAGCGGAUUUCGGUUGGGGGAAACCAGUGUGGGUGACAGCUGCUGAUUUUGAUGAGGCGACGGAUAUGGUGUUGUUGGAUACAAGAGACGGGCAUGGGAUCGAAGCGGUUGUGUCCCUGGAAGAACACGAAAUGGCUGCUCUUCUGCGUGACCAGAAGCUCCUGGCCUUUGCUCGGAUCAACCCAGUUGUUGAUCCCGUCAUCAUCCGCUAACUAAGUAUAUGUGGUAUUGGCACUACUGAAGCUUGUAGUUUGCGUAAUUUCAUUCUCUUUCUGUCUCUGUAAAAGAAAAAAAAAAAUAAUAAUAAUAAUAAAAAAUCCUGGUCAUUUUAUUUUGUACUUGGGUUAAUAUAUUUGUAUGGCCUCAACUUUGAUAAAAAUAAACAUUUUGGCCAAUUUUUUCGAUCUAUAACAUUCUGGCCUAAACUAUACAUCAAAAUAACUAAAUUGACCAAACUCGAUGGUCAAACAUGUUGACUAACGGUCAACGCGCCACAUCAUCGCCCAAUCAGCGCAGAACAUUUAAAAAAUUGAUUUUUUCACCUAUUAUCAUUUAUCUCUUUUAUUGUUUUUUCUUUUCUUUUUAUAUUUGUUUUUAACUUAAUUGAAAUAAUGAGAUUAUGUGGCUUUUUUGAAUUUUUCAACAUUUUUUAUGCUGACUAGGCGGUGAUAUGGCGUGUUGACCGUUUGGCCAAUUUAGUUAUUUUGAUGUAAAAUUUGGGUCAGGAUGUUAUAAAUCGAAAAAAUUGACCAGAAUAUUUAUUUUGAUCAAAAUUCAGGUCAUACAAUUAUAUUAACCCUUUUAAUUUUCAGAACCCAAUGCGUAAUUUUACCCCUAUAGUGAACUGUGGGGUUAAUUGCAUGGUUGGUCACUGAAAUUACAAAAAGCGUUCAUGUUUGGUCACUAUAAAUAUUUAAAUCCACUUUUGGUCACUAACUUUACAAAAACCGUUCAUUUAUGGUCACUCUCCGUUAGCUGCCGUCCAACGCCGUUAACGGCGUCCGUUAAGUGAUGACGUGGCUGACGGAUUUGCCUAAUCAGCACUUUUUAAACCCAAAAUUGACUGACCCGACCCGCCACGUCAUUUAAAUCCGCCACGUCAGCUAAGCCUAACCAAACCUCUACCCAAACCCGACCAGACCCGCUAACUAAAACCAAACCAGACCAGCACUUAUUAUGCACACUGCUCGGCGAAAACAAGCUCGUCUGAAACAUCCCGGAUCCGGUCGUCGGUACUUCGAAGCUCCGGGAUUUGAUUCUCGAAUACAACAAUCUCACCGGCGGCGUCCCUCCAUCGCUGGGUAAUAUUUCCUCUCUGGAAGUAAUCGCGGUAAACUUCAACAACCUCGGAGGAACGAUCCCCGAAACACUGGGCGGCCUCAAGAACCUGUAUUUCCUCUCAAUGGUUGAAAAAUGGAAAAAUCACCUAGUCCAUUGCUUGCUGAAGAGCUACCUGUUGCAUAUUAUCCCAAGUUCAUCUUGCCAAAGGCUGAGAAAUAAACAGUACUAUCAAUGGGUUAACGAAUCAUCCCAAGCAACUCCUCCUAAUUAGUUAAACAAAAAAGAAUCAAAUUUGGGGUCUGAC